CUUUUUAACUGUACAACAAAAUGAAUAGAUAUUUAUUAAACUUUUCAUACAUUGGUACUGCGUUCAGAGGACUUCAACGCCAAAUUAUAAAAUCUGAACCAUAUAAACCAGAUACAAAUACUGUACAAGGCUGUAUUGAAACCGCUUUGAGAAAUAUAUUUCCUGUAAAUAAACCAGAGCUUAUACUAUCUAGCAGAACAGAUAAAGGUGUUCAUAGCCUUUCAAAUUACGGUCAUGUGGACUUAGAGGAAAUCAACGGAAAAUCUUUUCGAGAAGAAGAAAUAACAAGUACUCUUAAUAGAGCGUUUUGUGUUAAUAAUAUUCCUAUAAGAAUUAUACGUACAAUUCAUAUCCCAAAUUCUUUUCAUUGUAGAUACAAUGCUAAAUUAAGAACAUAUCUUUAUAGAAUAGCGAAUACUAAAAAAGAAAUUAGUAAAGAAGAGAAAAAUAUCCACUACAUCGCUUACAUUCCCAUUGAGGAUGCUAACAGAUGCUUUUACUUGCAAAAGAAAAUCGAUAUAGAUAUUUUAAUCAAAAACUCGAAACUUUUUCAAGGAAAACACGAUUUUAGAACUUUUAUGUCUUCUUCUAAGAACAAUGAAAAACAAAAGCAUCCUAUGCAUAGUAUAAGAACCAUAAUAGAGAUAAGUGUGAAUCGCAGUAUACCCCCAAUUAACUCAUACGAAUAUGAAAAAGCUAUAGAAAACUACGAUUAUUGGGAAAUCAAAAUCAUAGGACCUUCUUUCCUAUACAAACAAAUUCGAAGAAUUGUAGGAACACUAAUAGCCGCCAGUUCUGGUCGUAUAAGCUCACAAGAAAUUUAUGAAAUGCUAACAAUUCCAUCAAAGUUUUCAUGGAACACAAAAGCAGUUGUUGCUCCACCACACGCUUUAUAUUUAUGUGAAGUUCAUUACAAUGAGACAGAUUUUAGGUUUAAUAAAGAUAUUGAUAAUAUAAAUGAAAUUGAAAAUGAGUCUAUUAGAGAAAAUAAUGCAAAAAAAGAACAAGCUGCAACCAACUAAAACCGUUGUAACAAAAUACGAUGGUACCAAAUUUCUAGAAAAUCAUUUAGAAGGAAAUAGUAUAAAAUUAAAUGAAAAAUCCUUGGGUUUUGUUGUAGAUACUGCACCUGAUUUUAUUCCAGCAUUAAUUUUUGAAGAAAAUAAUAAUAAAUUAUAUUUAGGAUCUCAAGAUUCAGUUUUUUUAGAAAACAUUGAGAAAUAUCAAAUAACAGAUAUACUAAGUAUAGGGAUUCAAACUCCUUCAUUGCCAAGUAACACAAAAAACAUACGAACAAAAUUUAUUGAUUGUUUAGAUUUACCAGAAACCAAAAUUAAAGCAAUGCUUAAAAUCAGUAAUCAAUUUAUAAAUGAGUCACUUGAAAAUAAUGGAAACGUGCUUGUUCAUUGCAACGCAGGUGUAUCCAGAUCCGCAGCUGUAGUUAUAGGAUUUUUAAUAUUGGAAAAGAAAAUGAAUUUUGAUGAAGCUUUUCAGUUAACUAAAAGUCGUAGAGAGUGCAUCAGACCAAAUGACGGAUUUUAUAAACAAUUAAAAGAAUUAACAAAUUAAUAUUCAUUACUGAAUACUUAUACUUCACUAAAUUUUUUUUAAUCAAUUAUGAAUUAGGUUAUCAAAUGAUAUUUGUAAAUAUGUAAUAUAUGUAGGUAAAUAAA
Molecule: messenger RNA, 1673 nt
Organism: Condylostylus longicornis
Lineage: Eukaryota; Metazoa; Arthropoda; Insecta; Diptera; Dolichopodidae
Product: tRNA pseudouridine synthase-like 1
Exons: 1
Coding region: 21-1022 (333 amino acids)
Biological process (GO): tRNA pseudouridine synthesis
Molecular function (GO): pseudouridine synthase activity; RNA binding
Source: RefSeq, a predicted model, not a curated record